AUGUUAAUUAAUAUUCUUAGACAAACAAUUAUUGUUGAGAUAAACAGAAAUUUGUGGAUUCAUUCCAACCAAAAUGAUAAAAUAAAAAAUUCUGAAUUUUUUGGAACGAAUGUUGAUAAGUUGGCAAAUGAUUCUUUAUCAAGAUUUAUGAAAUUGCCAAAUAAAUCCUCUGUUAAAGAUGGAAAUAAUUGGAAAAAUUCCGAAAAUGUAUUUGCCCGUAUAUCUCCAGCAAUAGCUAAAAAUGUCUUUCAUCAUGUAAGACACAUUAGACUAUACAAUUAUGGAUUAGAACUUCCAUUACUUGAUUUUAAUUGUCCACAAGGAUGUGAAAAAGAAUGGGAUAUUUGGAAAUGGCUAUUUUUUGUUUCUCUUCUAAUUACCUUCCUUUUUCUUGUGUUACUUUCAAUAUUUGUUUUAAUUUUGGAUAUUCGUGAGAGAUCCUUAUUGGUAUUAGAAUCUGAAGGGCCAAUAGAAAAUAUUAGAAUGGUCAGAAUAGAAGAUGGGAGGGCAAUUUUAGAUGAAAAAGAUUUGAAGAAAAAUAAAUUUAGAAUGCUUGUUGAUAUUAAUUAA
Messenger RNA from Meloidogyne enterolobii, 570 nucleotides. NCBI's taxonomy places the organism in Eukaryota, Metazoa, Nematoda, Chromadorea, Rhabditida, Meloidogynidae. The record is from the annotation of a GenBank genome assembly.